CGACAGCAACUUUUUGCCGGGCGCGACGCGGACGUCCGCAGCCAUUCCAUCACGGUCCCAUGCGAACUCAUGCGACCAUGCGUCCGUACCGCGAGCAGCCUACUGCGAAGUUGGCAGGGCCGCGCCGUGCGCCCCAAUUGCACCGGCCUUGAGCGCGUCCGCCCGCUGGCACGCAGCUACGCGCAGGCAUUCCGCGCGCAAUCCGAGCUCGAGAAACGCAUCGCCGACAUCCCCAUCGAGCGCUACCGCAACUUCUGCAUCGUGGCCCACGUCGACCAUGGCAAGAGCACGCUGUCGGACCGCCUGCUCGAGCUGACGGGCACCAUCCAGCCCGGCGGCAACAAGCAGUUCCUCGACCGCCUGGAUGUCGAGCGCGAGCGCGGCAUCACCGUCAAGGCGCAGACGUGCACCAUGAUCUACCAGCACGAGGGCGAGGACUAUCUCCUGCACCUGGUCGACACGCCCGGCCACGUCGACUUCCGCGCCGAGGUGGCCAGGAGCUAUGCCAGCUGCGGCGGCGCCCUCAUCCUCGUCGACGCCAGCCAGGGCGUGCAGGCGCAGACGGUCGCAAACUUCUACCUCGCCUUCUCGCAGGGGCUGACCCUGGUGCCCGUGCUGAACAAGGUCGACCUCCCGCACGCCGACCCGCCGCGGGUGCUGGAGCAGAUGCGCGAGACCUUCGAGCUCGACCCGGAAGCCGCAGUCCUCGUCUCGGCCAAGACGGGAAAGAACGUGCAGGCAUUGCUCCCUCAGGUCGUCAAGCACAUCCCGGCGCCGGUGGGCGACGUGCACGGGCACCUCCGCCUGCUGCUCGUCGACUCGUGGUACGACGUGUACAAGGGCGUCAUCCUGCUGGUGCGAGUCUUUGACGGGCAGGUGCGCCCGGGCGACACGAUACGCUCCUUCGCCACGGGGCUGAAGUACAUCGUGGGAGAGGUCGGCAUCAUGUACCCCGACCAGACCCCGCAGACGGUGCUGCGGGCCGGACAAGUCGGCUACAUCUACUUCAAUCCGGGUAUGAAGCGCUCGCAGGAAGCAAAGGUCGGCGACACGUACACCAUCCAGGGCUGCGAGAAGCUCGUGCAGCCUCUGCCGGGCUUCGAGGAGCCUAAGAGCAUGGUCUUCGUGGCCGCCUUCCCGACGGACCAGGACAAGCACGAGUUUCUCGAGGACAGCAUCAACCAAAUCAUCCUCAACGACCGCAGCGUCACCUUGCAGAAGGAGUCAUCCGACGCCCUCGGGGCUGGCUGGCGUCUCGGCUUCCUCGGCACAUUGCACUGCUCCGUCUUUGAGGACCGUUUACGCCAGGAGCAUGGCGCGAAUAUCAUCAUCACGCCGCCAUCCGUCCCCUUCAAAGUUGUUUACAGGGAUGGCAAAGAAGUUAUCGUCACGAACCCCAACGACUUCCCCGACCAAGACCAAGCCCAUCUCAAGGUCCAGGAAGUGCACGAGCCCUACGUCCUCACCACCAUCACCCUACCCGAAGAGUAUCUCGGCGAGGUUAUCAAGCUCUGCGAAGCCAACCGCGGCGAGCAGAAGGAACUCACCUUCUUUACCGCCACACAGGUCAUUCUGAAAUACGAUCUGCCCCUCUCGCACCUUGUCGACGACUUCUUCGGCAAACUGAAAGGUGCAACUAAAGGCUACGCGUCCCUCGACUACGAAGACUCGGGUUACCACCGCUCCUCCAUAGUCAAGCUCAACCUCCUCGUCAACGGCGCCCCCGUCGAUGCUGUCUCCCGCGUCCUGCACACCAGCCAGGUCGACCGCGUGGGCCGCACCUGGGUCGAGAAGUUCAAGGAGCACGUCGACCGCCAGAUGUUCGAGGUCGUGAUUCAAGCCGCCGUCGGCAAGCGCAUCGUCGCCCGUGCGACCAUCAAGCCCUUCCGCAAGGACGUUCUAGCCAAGCUGCAUGCGAGUGAUAUCAGUCGCAGGAGGAAGCUGCUCGAGAAGCAGAAGGAGGGCCGCAAGAAGCUGCGGGCCGUUGGUAGUGUCGUCAUCGAGCAGGAAGCGUUCCAGAAAUUUUUGUCAAAGUAACCAAU
Messenger RNA from Paraphaeosphaeria sporulosa, 2042 nucleotides. Its product is annotated as translation factor GUF1, mitochondrial. Gene Ontology annotation, biological process: positive regulation of translation. NCBI's taxonomy places the organism in Eukaryota, Fungi, Ascomycota, Dothideomycetes, Pleosporales, Didymosphaeriaceae. Gene Ontology annotation, molecular function: mitochondrial ribosome binding; GTP binding; GTPase activity. Bases 70 to 2037 code for a protein of 655 amino acids. The transcript has a single exon. Gene Ontology annotation, cellular component: mitochondrion. The record is from RefSeq and is a predicted model, not a curated record.